Molecule: messenger RNA, 1050 nt
Organism: Rhipicephalus microplus (southern cattle tick)
Lineage: Eukaryota; Metazoa; Arthropoda; Arachnida; Ixodida; Ixodidae
Product: decapping and exoribonuclease protein
Biological process (GO): nuclear-transcribed mRNA catabolic process; NAD-cap decapping
Cellular component (GO): nucleus; cytosol
Molecular function (GO): mRNA 5'-diphosphatase activity
Source: RefSeq, a predicted model, not a curated record
CACGGUAUUCCUCAGCAGUCGGUUCACACUGAAAACUAUAAUGUGCACACCGUUCGCCAAGAGGCAAGCCUGGCUGCUCGGGGCGUGCCGAUACCGAGACUUUGUAUACAUCUACAACUUGACUGCGGAGUUGAAAGGGGCAGACUCUCCCGAUGACAGGCAUGCAAAGCGACGUGAUCGCAUGAGCUAUUGGGGCGCGAAGUUUCAUCGCAUCAUGACUUCAAAAGAACCGGGAGCUGCAGCCGACGAUGACCAGCAGCUCAGGGAAACGGAGUCUUACAGCGUCGUCCUCCGCAGUAAACUAGGAUCACAAUCUAUAGUGUUUAGUGCCGAAGUGAAAGCGGUGGACGCCUCCAUUGAAUGUGAUCCGGGAUCCACGGCUGGCUACGUGGAGUUCAAGUUAACUCGCUUCCAAGAAGACUCUAUGGAUGCAUGGAGCGACACGUUCAAAAGGCACGCGUUGCUGGCGUGGUGGGCCCAAUGUCACUUGGCUAGUGUCCCGAGGGCGCUGUGUGGCUUCCGCAACGACCGCGGAAAGCUAGUCGGCAUUGAAGAUAUUGACGUCAAGAGCAUGCCAGAAAUGGCUGGGACAAUGUGGUCAGAAGGCGUAUGCAUGCGCUUUUGUGAUCGCCUCCUUUCAUUCAUCAAAGAGCACACAGAGGUGGACGACGGAAGGACUGUGUACCUGUUUGAAUACAUACCAAGAUCGGGGGAAAUCGUCUGCAAGCGCGUUACAGAUCCCGAUGAGGCCUACCGACCACGGGAAGACUUACCAAGGUUGUUUGAAGGCGUUGGAAGUGUGCAGAACAGCUGAGCGUCUCAUCGCACCGCGAGAGGUGGAUAUAGAGACAAGUUUUCUUCUAUUUUAUUUUAUUGUCCUCAAAGACCGGAGCUUGCAUGUUGUGUGGUUGUACAUUAGAACCACUUUGUGUUACUGCUGCCGAUGUAACGCUGCUAUAACGUCGUCAGACCUGCGAACCGUUUAUUGUUCUCACAUUUUCGUGAGUUCUACGUUUCAAGUUGCAAUAAAAGACUUGUUGGCUCAGCGUU